Armigeres subalbatus is the source of this 1195-nucleotide messenger RNA. RefSeq lists its product as uncharacterized. Gene Ontology annotation, cellular component: cytoplasm. Lineage: Eukaryota; Metazoa; Arthropoda; Insecta; Diptera; Culicidae. The transcript has 3 exons. The coding region runs from base 129 to 929 and encodes 266 amino acids. The record is from RefSeq and is a predicted model, not a curated record.
GAUUUGACGUUUUAUUUUCUCAUCGUAAACAAAGUCGAACGAAACUUGGUUGGAAUCUCCUCAGGUUUGGAUAUUCUAAAGUCCCAAAUUCUCGUGACGAAAAUUUAAACCGUUCUUUCGAUAAAAAUAUGUUGAAAUGUCUGCUCUUAGUAAUAUAUUACAUAAGUUUGACCGUGAUUAUUGCAGUUGCGGAAAAAGACGAAUGGAAAGGAGAAUGGUUUCCCAGUGUUCCGGAAUCGAAGGCAAUCCCACAAGACGAGCACGGACGGAUCCUGAUGGGCGUAGAUAAUCCGGAUUGUGACGAUGCCCAUAAGAAUCUGACGAUUGAUUUCGAUCCGUACGACGUUCGCCAUUCCACUGUGUUCAUGUGUUUGGAUAACAGGCAUGACUAUAGCGGCGAUUACAAUAUGGAACCGCUGAUAACCUUGUACGACAUUCCGGAUGCGUACGUAGCUAUUCACAAGUGUAUGAACACCAGUAUUGACUAUGAAGAACGGAUUCCAACUUUUGGUACACAUCGCCCGCUUUGGCCAAGGUACGGAGAAUAUGAAUACGUCCCUACGCAACGCUGGCUUCAUAACGCGGAGCAUGGUGCCGUCGUCGCUCUCUACCAUCCAUGCGCAAACAAGGAUCAAGUUGAGCAACUGAAAAACAUCGUCAAGAGAUGCCUUUAUAGACACAUAAUCACUCCGUCGAUACUGCCAUCCAAGGAUCGUCCGUUCGCGCUUGUAGCGUGGGGAGCAUUACUGGAGUUCUCGGUUCUACAACAAGAAGUUGUGGAAGAUUUCAUUCGAGAGCAUGCCUUGAGGGGUCCGGAACAAACGUCUCGGGAUGGGCAAUAUGACCACUUGCUGCUGGUACCAGCAACGGUUGUUUCCACAAUUGAUGAUGAACAACUCUGUCCGAAGCAGCACAGAAGGAGGGAUUGAGGCAAAUACGCUAGGCAGGUAAGCUCUAUUGGCGUUAUGCGAUUUAAUACACCCAUACUUUGCCAUUCAAUGUAAACAGUGAUACCCUAGAAUCUUUUGAAGAGCAUUUUAUAAUGUAGUAUAGUUACAAGCAACGGAAAUAGCCCCGGAGACGGUUUAUAGAUAGCUGAUUUUUAUGGAAAAGUUAUGCCCCACCAUGGACUUUACAAUUCCAGUACUAAUAUCUGUAUACAAAUUUUUGAUAUAAAUAUAUGAAUAUGCUUUUA